AAUAGCCGCGCCGAUGCCGUACCGUGCGCUCGUCUGCAGUCGCGCCGCGCCACAUCACAAUCGUCCGGUCGCCGUCGCCGCGUAAUAGUCGUCGUCUGCACAGUGCCGCCGUCGUGUUCGUGUUCGUCGUCGCUGCCGCGUUCGAACGACUCUGCAGUUAUAAUAAAUUAAUAUAAAUAUAUUAUAUCCUACACUGUUGUUAUCGCCGUUUUUGUUUUUAUUGUCAUACGAGUGUUUUAAAAACGUACUCGCGCGAUGAUGGUGUUGGACUCGGGACAAGCGUCUCCGUCGUUACGUCUGUACGCCGCGGCUGCCGCGGCCGCGGCCACGGCCACAUCCGGUGGCGCAGGGCAACAGUCUAGUGGCGGUACAGGAGGUGUCCAGAUGCCGCCGCAUCCGCUGUUCCCACAUUUUGCAGCCCGUUUCCCGCAUGGUAUGGCGUCCGCGGCCAGUUUUGCGGCCGCCGGCCUUUCGCCGUUUCUUCAGCAGCACCACGUCGAGCACGCGGCCGCCCAGCGAUAUGCGAUUGCAGCAGCAGCCGCCGCAGCAAGGAACAACACGAUCGCUGGCCACGUAAUGUCCGCCGCCGUGCACCAACAACAACAACAACACCAACACCAACACCAACACCAACACCUCCACCACCGGCCCAACUCGGAACCCGCGAGCAAAAAACGACUGCAACACAAUCACCAGCAACAGCAACAGCAACAGCAGCAGCAGCACCAAUUAUUGCUGCAGCAGCAGCAACAACAGCAGCAACAGCACAUGAUUAUUAAAAUGUCAGGCAAUCAUAGCGAUGACAGCGCCUCCGAAACUGGAUCGCCCUGCAAAAAAGGUGGAGUUGAUGGAGACAGCGCAGCAGGUAGUUCGGAAGACCUGGCCAACAAACGGCGAAGGUCCAGAACAAAUUUCAACACGUGGCAGCUGGAGGAACUGGAAAGGGCGUUUUUGGCCAGCCACUACCCCGACGUGUUCAUGAGGGAGGCUUUAGCCCUGCGGUUGGACCUCAAGGAGUCCAGAGUGGCUGUAUGGUUUCAAAACCGACGAGCGAAAUGGAGGAAAAAGGAACACACCAAAAAGGGACCGGGUCGACCGGCGCACAACGCACAUCCGGUGACUUGUUCCGGAGAGCCAAUACCUGCGGACGAGUUACGGCGUAAGGAGCGCGAACGGCGGCAGAAAAAGUUGCUCAAGAGCUUGGAACGACAACAGAGGAAGUUGGCUGCCAAAGGAGUGCACGUUGACUUGGACACGCUGCGCAAGGAAUGGGAGUCUCAGCAAGCUAACAACGCGGCCAAAAAACACAGUCAGAUGGAUUGCGGAAUGGUCGGUGGAGGAAUGGACGGAGUCGGUGGAUCGUCRAACGCCGGUAUGGAUCUGUCUUUUCACGACUCGUCGAGCUGUUGCAGCGGACAGACGAGCCGGGACGAGGAGAUCGACGUGGUCGGCGAAGAGGACCACCUCCUGCACCAUCACCACCAACACCAACACCACCACAGGAUGUUACACCACAGGCGGAGCGCAAGUACGACGUUCGACGACGACGACGAUGACGAUUUGGACGAGGACGAGGACGAGGGACUGCCGCCGUACGCGCGCGCGGCUGCGGCUGCUGCGGCGGCGGCGGUAGCAGCAGUAGCGGCCGCUUGUCAUCGGGGCAACGACAGCUGUAGUUCGGACGACGAAUUCAGCGGCGGGCGUUUGUACAGCCGGACACCGGCCGCUGACGGCGAAUCGUCACCCCCGCCACCUCUGCUGAACCUGACCACGUCGUCGACGGCCACCGCGGACAAGGCCCGUCGUCUGAACCCGUUCAGCAUCGAAUCCCUGUUGGCCGGUGGCAAUCGACCGUUCAGCAUCACCGCCGCCCACGUCAACAACAUCAACAACAACAACAACAUCAACAACAAUAACAACAACAAAGCGUGAACCACCCACGUACCUCAUCUUAUACAUUCCCACCGUUUGUUUGCAUAAGCGUUGUCGUCGUCUUCGUUUGUCGUCAACGUCAUCAUCGCAGGUUCCUAUACGAGUAURUGUUGUAAUAAUAUGAUAUGAUUCAGUCGAGUCUCGAUAACUCGAUUCUCAAAGGGGAUAAAAAUAAAUUCCACUUGUGUAUUUUUCRAGAUACAUACUUACCUCGAACAUAAGCUAAAAAGCAACAAGGGGCGAGAAAAAACUUGGAUUUAUCGAGAUCUUAUAUAGAGCCAACGAGGUUCGACUUAUCAAGACUACUCUAUACUGUAAAUGUUUUAGAUAUUUAAUUUUAUCGCAGAUCGAUGGCCAAUGAUAUUUUGUCCGUAAAAAUUACGUUUCGCGAUUCUUUGACUCAAAAUUAUUUGAUUUUUAUUCUGGAGACUCCAGCAACAGCGUAUAUAAAAUAUUGGUAAUUCAGAUGACACUUGGCUGCAGGUGAACAAUAGAUCAUCGUAGUUUGUAUAAUAUAAUACGCGUUACGAUAUUAAAUUUURGUUAACGUUAUUAUUAUUUUCCAAAUUUUUCAUUCGAUCGUGAAUCGAUUUCGUACAUCAUAUUUGUAUUACGGUGGGUUAUACUUAUGUUGUACAUAAAUAAGCACAACAGAGAUUCGACCCAACGACCAACCGGACAAGCACGCAUUUUUUUGUUAAUCACUAUUAUUAUUAUUAUUAUUAUUGUUAUUCUUAUUUGUUAUACAAUUAUUUAACUUGUGUACCACCUGUAUGGCCAUUUGAUGACAACGCGAUCAGGAAACCCCGUCCGGAUAGUACCUCCUAUACAUAUUAACAUGAUGCAAUGCGAAAACACAUUGGAACCCGCGUUGAUCAAUAUAUCAUAUUAUAUUGUUGUGUCGUAAUACGUCAUACUAUUUAUUUACUGUUCUCUGUACAGAUCUAUAUAUUAACUCCCCGUCCGUAAUAAACAGCCCAUUAGUAUAAUAAGUACGACAAGAUUCUAGUCAAUAAUAUACAUAUACAUAUAUGUUGUAAGUUAACACAUUGUAUAUAUUAUAAUAAUUGUCGU
Messenger RNA from Diuraphis noxia (Russian wheat aphid), 3006 nucleotides. RefSeq lists its product as uncharacterized. The record is from RefSeq and is a predicted model, not a curated record. NCBI's taxonomy places the organism in Eukaryota, Metazoa, Arthropoda, Insecta, Hemiptera, Aphididae. Gene Ontology annotation, biological process: regulation of DNA-templated transcription. Gene Ontology annotation, molecular function: sequence-specific double-stranded DNA binding; DNA-binding transcription factor activity, RNA polymerase II-specific.